AUGUCUGUUCCUAUCAAUACCACAAAUGUAGUAAUAGUCCCAUUCCCUCCAUCUAUUAGUGUAGAUGAAAUAAUACAAAUGCAUUUAAAAAAUGGCAUUAAGAAUAUUAAUGAAACUAUGAAUGCAUUUAUGAUUUAUCAAAUUGUUAAAGAUUAUUAUAAACAGAUAUCUAAAGAGAUUAAAAAACGCUUUAAAGAAAUCGCCCCUACUCCUUAUUUCAUUAACAAAUUUGAAACAAGCAAUCAAGUUGAUACAAAUAAUGUCCAAGUUGAUACAAAUAAUGUUUCUCUAGAAACCAAUUUGCUCAUUUAUCAAAAGCAAAACUCUUUAGGCCCUACCUACUAUAAUUAUUUACCUUUAAACUCAUCAGACACUAUUUAUUCUAGUAACCCAAAUGCUACCAAUUCUAAUCUUCCUGUGGACCAAUAUACUCUAGAAAUUACUUUACCUGAUCCUUCAAAUAUGGUUCAAAUCUCUUUAGGCAUUGGCUAUUAUAAUUCUCCAUUUAUAAAUGUUCUAGGACCUAACUACGUUGUCAAUUCUCCACCUUCAAACUCUCUCAGCCCUAUUUACUCUAGUUAA
Diversispora eburnea is the source of this 582-nucleotide messenger RNA. The record is from the annotation of a GenBank genome assembly. Lineage: Eukaryota; Fungi; Glomeromycota; Glomeromycetes; Diversisporales; Diversisporaceae.